UCGAGAGUAUAUGCAUGUAAACAAAAAUAAACUGAACGCUAAAUAAAUGUUUUUUGCUAGUCUAGAUUAUGUAAAACUCUAAAUUUGAAAAUAAUGAGAUUCGCUUAGUAAUUAAAAUGUAUAACAUGAGAAAUAGUAUUUGGCGCAUUUUAUCAACUUGCAUAUUCAAAUAUCGUUCUUUCAAUUCUUACUGUAAAUGUGUGCAAUGUAAAGAAACGUAUCUAAAAUAUAAAAGACAAGAUUCAUCUGUUUUCAGUAUAAAACUCACUCAAUCAGAAAACAGGUCAUUCAGUUCAAAACAUAAAAAUUUUAUGUUGGCUGGCAUUUUGACAUGGCUUGGACUGAAAAAGGAAGCAGAGGAAGAAGAUCCUAUGAUAUCUGUCAUGAAACUAGGAAUUCUGAAUUUACAAAAAAAGGAAUAUGAUACUGCUGAAAAUAUUCUUCAUUUGGCUCUAAAACUAGCUCAAGAAAGGCAAGAUAUGCAAGCUCAAAGAUACAUUUUUGAUGUACUAGCUAAUGUUGCUUUUGAGAAAGGUGACUAUCCAAAAGCAGAAAAGCUUUUUAUUCAAGUAACCAAAGAACUUUUAGCUUCAGGUACACCUUUUGAUGACAAUGCCAUUGUUGAAAUAUCUCUGAAACUUGCUUCUAUUUAUAGUCACCGAGAGGAGAGAGAAAAAGCUGAAAAGGGUUUCCAGUUUUGUAUAAACACACAACAAAAUAAAUUAGAUGCAAUGAACCUGAACAAUGUUAAUGAUCUUUCUGAUCAUGAAAAAGACACUGUUCUUUUAUGGGCUAUGUGUGUUGAUUGGUAUGCUAGGUAUUUAUUAGCUUCAGGGAUGCUGAAAGAAGCCAAAGAAAAUUUCCAAAAAGCUCUAGACAUUUCUGAACGAAUUAAUGGCAUAUCUCAUCCACAAACUUUAGUUUUAUUGAAUGACAUUGGUAGUGUACAUAGUUUACUUAAUGAAUAUGAUUUAGCAGUUGAGAAUUUUAAAAAAGCUAUUAAGCGAUCCAACGAAAGUGAAUCUCCUGAUCUGCCAGCAUUUUAUUGCAACUUAGGAGCUACUUACUUGCAGUGUGGAAAUAUUGAAAAAGGUGAAGAAGCCUGCAAAACUGCUUUAAAAUUAGCAAGAAAGAUGAAUCAUGCUGUUGCAGAAGAAGAUGCAGCCGAAUGCUUAAAAGAAUUAAAUAUGCAUAAAUCCCAUUGAUUUAUUGUUUAACUUGUGUUUCAACUGUAAAUAAGUAGAUAUUUUAAUUUUGUUUUUCAUGUUGUUGAAUUCUUGUAAAAAUGUAUGAAACAGAAAUUAAAUUACCUUCAGCAUUAAUAAGUUCAUGUCUUUUAAAAUAGAAAAAUUUCAUUUUUUUAACUAUGUUUUUGAAAUUUUCUUUAUAGUAAAUUCAAUUUUAUUUUAUUAUAAAUAUUUGAUUUUAAUUUUAAAUAAAUUCUUGUCCUGUAAGCUUUUUAAAAGAAUAUGUUUAAAUUGUUAAAAAGAAAUAUUGUUGACUAUUUAAUAGUAUUUAUUAGUUUCAAUGUAAAAAAUAACAGAAAAUUACAACUCAAAUCAGCAGUACAUAGAAAAUUACGUCAUUAUAAAAAAAUUUCUCCAAGACUGUUAAAAGAUUUCCCACAGUUAAACAAUUUAUUUUAUUGCACACAAUCCCAGUUGAGACUAAUUUUAUAUAAUUAAUAGGUGUGAUGAUACACUCUAUGUAUCUCGCAUGUUGUUGAUCAUGAAUGAUCUCACAUGCAAUUCUGAUUUUAGUAUAUGCUAUAAAAAUUCAUUUAUACAAUAUAAAUUUUUGAGUUGGUAUUGAAGAAAUAUACAGGAUAUCAAAUUCUAUUCUCCCAGAAUUAAAAUUUUAUUCAUAGGAUUAUUAUUAAUAGCCUAUGCAUAAACAUAAUUUAAUUUCGUUAAAUUCUAUAAUAUAUAUAUUACUUUAAUUGAAAAUUGUAUCUGUUGGUAAUUAUAAUCAUAACCUAAUAUUUUUAUCUAUACA
Messenger RNA from Argiope bruennichi, 1995 nucleotides. It is a transcript of the gene Ttc19, whose product is annotated as tetratricopeptide repeat protein 19, mitochondrial-like. Gene Ontology annotation, biological process: mitochondrial respiratory chain complex III assembly. The transcript is spliced from 2 exons. Gene Ontology annotation, molecular function: protein binding. Gene Ontology annotation, cellular component: mitochondrial inner membrane. The record is from RefSeq and is a predicted model, not a curated record. The coding region runs from base 117 to 1205 and encodes 362 amino acids. NCBI's taxonomy places the organism in Eukaryota, Metazoa, Arthropoda, Arachnida, Araneae, Araneidae.